This is a messenger RNA of Hemicordylus capensis (graceful crag lizard), 2171 nucleotides long. RefSeq names its product G protein nucleolar 1 (putative) (gene GNL1). Lineage: Eukaryota; Metazoa; Chordata; Lepidosauria; Squamata; Cordylidae. The record is from RefSeq and is a predicted model, not a curated record. The coding region runs from base 126 to 2057 and encodes 643 amino acids. Gene Ontology annotation, molecular function: GTPase activity; GTP binding. The transcript is spliced from 12 exons.
AGGAGGAGCAGGAGUGCAGCUCAGGUGAGGGUGGGGAGAUCUCUGAGGUGAGGGGAGCAAUCAAGUACUAACGCACAGAUGCUCUAGAGCCUGCAGGAGUUCCAGCAUUGAAGUGGAGAGAAAUAAUGGCGGUGGUCAGGAUGCAGAGGUGGAGGGUUGGCGGGCAAAGCCCCUCCUGCCAGAAGAGGUGGGUGGACGGCGGGCAAAGCCCCACCGGCCAGGAAGAGGAGGUGGUGACGAGGAGAAAUAAGGGCAGCGGUUUUCAAGAUGGUGUGAGGUCAAGUUCAAACAGCCGGAGUGGCAGCCAUGACAGGCACGAAGAUCACACAGAUACAUCGGACAGCGAGUCGUUCUCCUUGCAGGUCCGGAAGCUCAACCAGCAGCCUCAGAUCCGCAAGCCAGGAGAGCAUGGCUAUGACCCCAACAGGUAUCGGCUACACUUUGACCGAGAGAGCCGAGAGGAGGUGGAGCGAAGGAAGAAAAUUGCCCGGGAGAAGAUUUUGGAGCCGAUGCCAGAAGCUGAGAUGGAGGUGGACAUAGAAGAUAUUUACAAGACUGGCUCAGUACUGGAUUUUCCCAGACGUCCGCCCUGGAAUUAUCAGAUGACCAAGGAGCAGCUGUUGGUCCGAGAGGAGAAGUGCUUCCGAGAAUAUUUAGAGAACAUUUAUAGUACAUUCCAGCCAAAACAGCUAAGUUACUUUGAGCACAACUUGGAGACGUGGAGGCAGCUGUGGCGUGUUCUGGAGAUGUCGGACAUCGUGUUGCUCAUUACAGACAUCCGGCACCCGGUGAUCAACUUUUCUCCAGCCCUUUAUGACUUUGUGACCAAGCAGAUGAAAAGAAGCCUCAUCCUUGUACUGAACAAGAUUGACCUGGCACCACCUGCACUGGUGGUGGCCUGGAAGCACUAUUUUAAAAGCCGGUUCCCUGAUGUGCAUGUGGUCUGUUUCACCUCUUACCCUCAACAAGACCAGGAUCCCAGUGCAGUGUUUAAGAAACGCAGGAAGCGGCGAAAGGGCUGGAGCACAGCCAUGGGACCUGAGCAGCUGCUGAAUGCCUGCAGAAGCAUUACUGCUGGAAAUGUGGACUUGAGCAGCUGGAAGGAGAAAAUUGAGCGGGAUGCAGCCAGUGCCCACCUGCCGCUUGAGGACUCGGAGGACUCGGAGGAAGAGGAAGACGAGGAAGAGGCAGCAGUACUAGUAGAGCACCAUUCAGAUGUGGCUAUGGAGCCUGGGGGACCUUCCCAUGAACUCUACAAGGAUGGAGUCCUUACAGUAGGCUGUGUAGGCUUCCCCAACGUGGGCAAGUCCUCGCUCAUCAAUGGACUGGUAGGCCACAAGGUUGUGAGCGUCUCCCGCACUCCAGGUCAUACCAAAUAUUUCCAGACCUACUUCCUGACACCCACAGUCAAGCUGUGUGACUGCCCUGGCCUCAUCUUUCCCUCCCUCGUUGUCAGGCAGCAGCAGAUCCUGGCUGGUAUCUACCCUAUUUCCCAAAUCCAGGAGCCCUACACUUCUGUGGGGCACAUGGCUGUUCGAAUUCCCAUCCAGGCCUUGCUCAAGCUGAAGCAUCCAGAUGUGGAACAUGGCAAACCUGAACCCCCCUGGUGUGCCUGGGAUAUUUGUGAAGCUUGGGCUGAGAAACGAGGCUACAAGACCGCCAAAGGGGCCCGCAACGAUGUAUACCGAGCAGCCAACAGCCUUCUGCGCCUGGCAGUGGAUGGACGCCUCUGUGUCUGCAUGCGGCCCCCGGGCUACACUUCAAAGAAAGCCAUGUGGGAGCAUCACCCUGAGACUGCCGAGGUUGCCGCUUUGCAGGAGGCUCACCGCCAUGACAGUAAGCGUAGCUCUGGUGAGGAAGAGGAGGAGGAGGAAGAUGAGAUCUCCAGCUCGGGAGAAGAGGAGGAUGACGAGAAAGACCGGGAUGCUGAUGAAGAAGGCGAGGAAGAGGAACCGCUCUCUGCACCAAAGAGUGGGCCCAGCCAGCCGGUUCCUUCCAGGAAGGGAAAGCUCGCUGGCCAAAACUUGUUUGCUUUGCUUGGGGAGGAUGAAUGUUAGCAGCUCUCCCUACUGGACAGACUGAGAGGGGACGGCCCUGCUCCCCGCAUCCCCCAUGUUCAUUCCCAAGCUCCAGAGUCGCUGUAUAUCAAUAAAGGUGAUGUUUAUUUCCUG